This is a messenger RNA of Zasmidium cellare ATCC 36951, 2331 nucleotides long. RefSeq lists its product as uncharacterized. The record is from RefSeq and is a predicted model, not a curated record. Gene Ontology annotation, molecular function: DNA replication origin binding. The coding region runs from base 1 to 2331 and encodes 776 amino acids. NCBI's taxonomy places the organism in Eukaryota, Fungi, Ascomycota, Dothideomycetes, Mycosphaerellales, Mycosphaerellaceae. The transcript has 2 exons.
AUGGCGUAUCGUCAACAGCAGAAUCAGAAUGUUGGACACCAUCAAAUACCCGGGAACCCUAGAACUACAGCAUUCGCCCACUCACAGUUUAAUUCGCCAGUCUAUGGAAUCGACCCGGGUCUUCAAUUGCAAAGCAGUCCUCAAGGUCUUCAGCCGCAGUCGGCGAGGCAGGGACGACAUUCGUCGAACGAACGUGGAUCGAUGCAGCCUCCUAAUAUUUCAUCGCCUCGAAUGAACAGUACUUCCCCGGGCCCGGCCUUCUCUUUCAAGCCCAUUGACAGAGCGUUACCAUCUCGGGAUGUCACGCCGGAAACAAUAGCAGACGCCUAUGUGAACUUCAUUCUCUAUGCCAACCCAAACUUCGCUCUCGACGUUGACACAUCAACUCUCAAGCAAACUUUCGAGACUGGACUGCCGAAAAGCGACAACAAGGAUUUUGAGCCAUAUCGACUGUUCGAACUCCUCAAGAAGUUCGAUUCCAAGGAGAUCAAAACGUGGAACCAAUUGGCUCUCGAUCUCGGAGUCGAGCCUCCAGACCCGUCGAAGGGUCAAUCUGUUCAAAAGGUCCAGCAAUACAGUGUACGCCUGAAACGAUGGAUGAGAGCAAUGCAUAUCGAUGCCUUCUUCGAUCAUCUGAUGGGGAAGCAACAUGCGUAUUUUACAGAGAUUCCGAACCCCAAUGACCCAUAUCCGACGAGUGGGAGAGAUGGUGUCACGGCUGAGGAGGACCUUGCCAUCAGAGCACUGGAUCCCUCGUUCAGACCGAAGAGAGGUCGAAGGCGCAAUUCUGAGACCGAGCAAGAUGACAAGAAUGACAAUGAUAGUGCUACGAAGAGUCAAUCAACGGCUGACAGCGCCGCACCGUACUCAGCUGCUCCAAUGUCUGCAGUCCCUAUGAGUGCUCACCCAGAUAGCUACCAGGAUCCUUGGGCAGUCGCUUCAGCAGUCACACCACAAAGCUUUGCCCCAUGGUCUGCGAGGACACAGCCUUCCGCAGUACCGGCAUCUGCUACUUCGAACCUACGCUGGCAACUGGGUCAUUCGCAAACUCCUGGAACUCCACAUCCUAUGAGUGCUGUGCCACCGUCUAUGUCCGCGCACAUCGAUGCAGCUUUUGACGGAGAGCCAAAGUCAGCUGUGACACCAUCCCGGAAAAGGAGAAGACAUGGUCCAGCAGUGUCAAGCGCCUGGCCUUCGAAUAGUGCUCCCGGUGCCAAACCCAGGGGUCGACCACCCGCAAAUCGUAACACACAAGAUGGUCCAUUCAGUACAUUCCCUGCAGACCCAACGAACGCCAAAUCGAAGAGUCAAGCCAACUCCACCGCACCCACGCCUCCAGACAAAAAUAUCAUAGAACAACCAUCCCCUCAAGCCAGCACACCCCUAUCCCAGCCCGGCGAGGGACGCCCAGGUCGCCUCUCACUCCAGGUCCCGCCUCACACAGGCGGUCCAGUACGUCUAGCAACCCCACCGACCCUCCUCGUCAACGGCGAAACAAACGAAAGCGAAACGCGAAGCGACUCCGAUGACCCUAGCAGAGUCGCUGCCUUGCAAGCUCAAUUGAACGCAGACCGAACGAUCGAAGACCGCCCUCCCAAUUUCUCAUUCGAAAACCUCCGGCGUGUAGUAGCGAGCGACCUCCUCCGAGCCGAUAUACGAGGUCGCAGACAACGUCUAACUGGCGACGAAGGGAAACGUCUGGCGGAUUCGAUACUAGACCGAUUGAAUGUCCCCCGAACAGACGCUGGGAACCCUCGCGAGGAUCUAGCGAGACUCACAGCGGCCUCGUGGCUCGGUGUAGGUGAUCAGUUCAAUGUCCCUCUGGGCCCUACAGCCGGCCACGGGAAACGGAUCAACGUCACGCGAUUCCGGACAGAUGCAGAUGGAUACGAGGAGAUUACAUAUGAUGAGUCCGUGGAGGAUUGUCGAGAGGUCUUCGACAUCUACUGGCACGUCUCCCAAGGCAGCUGCAUGGGCACCUUCGAACUCAAAAACCUCUCCCUCUCCUCCGGGCCCCUCUCCACCUCCACCUCCACCACCUUCCCUUCCUCCUCCUCCGACAACCCCGGGGAAUCCACGCACGACCUCGUCGUGCGCAAAACCCUCGAAGCAAUGAAGAACAUCACCAAACAAGGCUGGCUCGAAGAAGCCCUGGCGGAAAUCUACAAAUCCUCCGUCAAGGACUUCCACGGCGGCGCCGGGAUGGUGGAGGAGAAUGUGGAUUGGAAGGCGAGGUGUCGGGCGAUGGAGUUUGCGAGUAUGGUCGCCAAGGGCGAGGUGGAGAGGUCACGGCAGAGGUUUUUGGAGAAGGUUAUGGAUGCUUUGCUAUGA